This is a messenger RNA of Callorhinchus milii (elephant shark), 2691 nucleotides long. It is a transcript of the gene bcat2, whose product is annotated as branched chain amino-acid transaminase 2, mitochondrial. Bases 58 to 1239 code for a protein of 393 amino acids. The record is from RefSeq and is a predicted model, not a curated record. The transcript is spliced from 11 exons. Gene Ontology annotation, molecular function: branched-chain-amino-acid:2-oxoglutarate transaminase activity. Gene Ontology annotation, cellular component: mitochondrion. NCBI's taxonomy places the organism in Eukaryota, Metazoa, Chordata, Chondrichthyes, Chimaeriformes, Callorhinchidae. Gene Ontology annotation, biological process: L-leucine biosynthetic process; L-valine biosynthetic process.
UGGGGCGGAACCUUUGUCCCGGGGGCGGGUUCCGGGGGGAGGGGUUGUGACGGUGCAAUGGCGGCGACAGGACUGAGGCGGGCUUUGUCCAGACAACUGUGUCCAACUCACAGGUUUUGCAAUGGCUCCUGGCGUAAUGGCAGCUCCAUGUUUAAGGCCGCGGAUUUGCAGAUCGAGAUCAACAAGCAGCCGAAGGUGAAGCCGGACAACGACAGCCUGGUGUUCGGCAAGUCCUUCACGGACCACAUGCUGACGGUCGGGUGGAACAGCGAGAAAGGCUGGCAGAGACCUCACAUCAAACCCUUUCAGAACCUCUCCUUGCACCCCGCGUCAUCCGCUCUGCACUAUUCCGUGGAGCUGUUUGAGGGGAUGAAGGCUUUCCGGGGAGUGGACAACAAGAUCCGGAUGUUCCGGCCGGACCUGAACAUGGAGAGGAUGCUCCGCUCGACCCUGCGAGCCUGCCUGCCGGCCUUUGACAAGCUCGAGCUGCUGGAUUGCAUUCGGAAGCUGAUUGAGGUGGACAGAGAGUGGGUGCCUUACUCCACCUCAGCCAGUCUCUACAUCCGACCCACGUUCAUCGGCACUGAGCCGUCUCUAGGAGUCUCGCAGUCGAACCACGCAUUGCUCUUUGUUAUUCUAGGGCCGGUGGGGCCUUACUUCUCCACAGGGAGCUUCAACCCCAUCUCCCUGAUCGCUGACCCCAUGUACGUGCGGGCGUGGAAAGGAGGAGUCGGCGACUGCAAGUUGGGAGGAAAUUACGGCCCCACCAUUUACGUGCAGAGCGAGGCACUGAAGCGCGGCUGCCAACAGGUGCUGUGGCUGUAUGGGGAAGAUCACGAGAUCACCGAGGUGGGAACCAUGAACAUCUUCGUCUACUGGAACAACGAGCAGGGAGUGUUGGAGUUGCUCACACCACCGCUGAAUGGCACGAUCCUCCCUGGUGUUACCAGACAGAGUUUACUGGACCUGGGAAAGAAAUGGGGGGAGUUUAAAGUGGUGGAGCGGAAGCUAACACUUCCCGACCUGAUCAAAGGGCUUCAGGAGAAGCGAGUUAAAGAGGUGUUCGGAGCAGGAACAGCCUGUGUCGUGUGUCCCAUCAACAAGAUCCUCUACUGCGACCAGAACUAUCAUAUUCCCACCAUGGAGAAUGGUCCGGAUUUGGCAAAACGCUUCCUUAAAGAACUGACAGACAUUCAGUACGGGAGACGUCCCAGCGACUGGACCCAUCUGGUCACCUAGACCCGAUCCGAUCGAUUCCACGUCUUCCUUUGAAAGUUACGUGUGCGCCGUUUACUUCGGAUGCUUUUCUCCCUUUUCCUACAGGAGGCUUGGCUCGGAGGUGGGGGGGAGGGGGGGGGGAGAGUGGGGGCUUUGUGCUGCUCGUAGUGUUUUAGAUUGGCUUUGUUUUGUUUUUCUGAAAGGCGGUAGGACUCCAGCGCCACUGGAGGACGUUUAGAUUUAUUGCUGCUACAGUAAUGGGUGUUUCAGUACGACUUUUUUUAACCGCGUAUCCAUCAUCUUCCAAACCGAAAUUAAUGUCCGAUAGACAGAGAGAGAGAUGGGGUGGGGGGGGGGCGGCGGAGAGAGAGAGGGAGUAAGAGGGGCUCCUGUGUCUGACUGCUGCUCUCACCAACAACCCCCCCACCCCCAACCCUAACCCCCAACUGGGAAACGUCGAGUGAAUUUUGCUCAAAGACAGAACCGAAGACAUUUCUAACUCUUUCGACAACGACGACGACGACGGAAAAAAAAAUACCUAAUUCGCUGCAGGCUUCACCUGGGUGUCGGGGAGCGGGUUCAGCUUCAGCCCACAAAAAUACACGGUCACUACGCUUUACGGUGCACGUCCUGCGAAGCGCUUUGAGACGCCUCAAGGAUGGAUCUCAAAGACGCGAUGGCGUCCCUCAGUUGAGUUGGUGCGAGUCGCUGUGUUUGACGUUGACUGACUGACUGACUGACUGACAGUGGGUUGUGUGACCCACUGCCUCCGCGCGGCCGGGAGUUGCAUUGGGAACACAUUCUCGUCUCGCGUGUAAACCCGCGUGUGUUUGCGCUGACCAGCGAUGCCUUCUGUGCGGUUUUCGUUCUGCUCGUAGCCAAACAAUCAAAGCAAAAGCGGGACCUCGAUCAGAACACUUAGGCUUUUUUUUCUUUCUUUCUUCGUCUUCCUCGUGCGGCUUUGGUGUCCCACCAAGUGACCGGCUCACUCUAAACCCCCCCCCCCCAUCCCCGCUCCCCGCCCCCUACGUCCAGUCCUCAGCUAAUCGCCCCUUCAAGUUGACCGUCUAUGGUUUGGUUCCAAUCCUCCCGAUGUAAGACGAGCUUUGCGUUGAGGUACAGGUCGGCCUCAACGACCCGAUAAGAGUGGCGGGACAGGCUCGAGGGGCUGAAUGGCCUUCCUCCCCUUCCUGUUCCCGUGUGGCUGUGGUGCCUGGGAGGAGGGGGUCACGCGAGGCGCUGACCCAAACGGCUUUGUUUUCUCUCUGAAGCUUAACAUUUUUUUAGUUGCUCGUUUGUUUUUUUUUAAAAAAAAAGGAAUUUAUUUCCGGGAAAGCUUAUCCUGCGCCGUCCUGGCCGCCGCAAGCUCCGUUUAUCCUCUCUGUUUGUCGCCGCGCAGACCUUUUAUCUGUGGCGAAUGUGGAAUUUUAAGCCCGAGCUUUGGGACCUUCUGCCCUUUGUCACCGUUGGGGA